AUCCAUGCAUGAAAUGGGCCACGUGAAGGCAAGGUAGUUCCAUGCAAGCAAGCCACGGCGCGGCGGCGCCAUCGAGGGCGGGGCGCGGCGGCGAGAGCGAGCGCUGGCGUUUCGAGCUUCAUGGACCAUGGUGCUCUACGAGUAGCUAAGAGAAUCGGAAAGCUCGCUACAGUGCGAUAUGUAAUGGCUCCACCCGACACCCACACCUUCCACACGACCAGCAUCAGCACCGGCAUCAUCUGCACCCCGUUUGUUGCUUGGUUCUGCCGGUCCCCUCCUCCACCCCCUCCCCUUCCUCCGCUCUCAUACCAGACACUGAGAGACGCUCACCCUGGCAUCCCGACAGCAGCCACACCACCGCUCCGACUCCAACCCGGCUCGGCCUUCUGAGGCACUUCGAUUCAGGCUACAGCAAAAGCAGAAGCAAAAGCGAAGGCAAUCCGUGCUCGACAGCGCAGAGGAAGAGCUCCCAUUCCUCCGCGAGCUCCGCCACAAGCAGUCCUUUGUUGCCCGUACGCGACACAGACUCCGCUCGCCCUCGACACUACUGCUCUGCUUCGCCAUCUUUCUGGUAGUAGUCUUACAAUUCAUCGUACCGCGCCAUCUUUCGGUCUUCUUCCGCUCCGCCUACUCGCCGCAACCGCCGCCUUCCUGUCCCUCGCCGAAUCCUUUCGUCCAGGAAUUGUACUGUAGAGCUCCACAGCACGUCUCGGGAAGCCUAUAUCACAAGAGUCCGCACAGCAUGGCCUUGGCAGCAGCAGCUGAGCGCGUUGCCGCAGAGUUCGAGUACAGCAAGGAAAAUGUCAAUCGCGGCGUCAAGGAAUUCAUUAGCCAGAUGCAUGAAGGUCUGCAGAAGACAGGAGCCACUAUGUCUCAAAUUCCGACCUACGUGACUGCUGUGCCCAAUGGUACGGAGAAGGGACUCUACAUGGCAGUGGACUUGGGCGGCACGAACUUUCGAGUCUGCUCAAUUCAGCUGCAUGGCAACAGCACAUUCAGCUUGACCCAGAGCAAGGUGGCCAUUCCCAAGCAUCUGAUGGUCGCCAAGACUAGCCAUGACCUGUUCUCUUUCUUGGCUAAGCAGAUCGAGCUGUUCCUCAAAACUCACCAC
Molecule: messenger RNA, 1111 nt
Organism: Pseudocercospora fijiensis CIRAD86
Lineage: Eukaryota; Fungi; Ascomycota; Dothideomycetes; Mycosphaerellales; Mycosphaerellaceae
Exons: 1
Coding region: 184-390 (68 amino acids)
Source: RefSeq, a predicted model, not a curated record